AUGUUAGAGCAAGGUAUAAUUCGUCCAUCAGAAUCUGCAUGGAGCUCUCCCAUCUGGAUAGUUCCUAAAAAGGUUGAUGCUUCUGACAAGACUAAAUGGCGACUCGUAGUCGACUUUAGGAAGCUAAAUGAAAAAACCAUUAGUGAUAAAUACCCAAUCCCGAAUAUAUCGGAUGUACUAGAUAAGUUAGGAAAUUGCCAAUAUUUCACAACCUUGGAUUUAGCCAGUGGAUUUUACCAGGUCGAAAUGAACCCUAGUGACAUACCGAAAACAGCAUUCAACGUUGAACACGGGCAUUUCGAGUUCUUACGGAUGCCCAUGGGCCUGAAGAACUCGCCAUCCACGUUUCAGCGUGUCGUGGAUAACGUGCUCCGUGAUCUCCAAAAUACAGUUUGUCUCGUGUACUUAGACGAUAUUAUUGUGUUCAGCACUUCCUUGCAAGAACAUAUGGUAUCUUGA
Messenger RNA from Parnassius mnemosyne (clouded apollo), 459 nucleotides. The record is from the annotation of a GenBank genome assembly. NCBI's taxonomy places the organism in Eukaryota, Metazoa, Arthropoda, Insecta, Lepidoptera, Papilionidae.